AUGGCCGAGGACUACGACUGCGAAUUCGACCCAAGCCUCGGGCAGGAGUUUGAUGGGCUUGGCGAGCCCGGCCUGCCGUCGUUUCUUGAGGAGUCGUUCAUGGAGGCUCAUCAAAACAUGAACGGUAUUCAACACGUGCAGCCGGGAGACAAUGGUGUCCCCGACGCUGGUGGGAACAACACCACGGCAACGGCCUCGACUGCACCCCAGGUUACUGCCGAUCCAGUCUUCCACGACCCGGGUCUCACCCUCCGUGCAUCCCCGGUGUCCCAGAGUCUUAUUGAUCCGGCGCUCCGCGAUCCGAGUCUGGCCCUCCCUGCAGCUCCUGAUCCCCAAGCUUACCAAGUCGCUGUUGAAUCAGGUGGCUGGAAUAACCAAGCCUACGUGGAUCGUGAUCCUCAAGGCCAAGGCAAUAGCACUAACCAAGCACUCACAGAGCAGGAAGCAUACAAGAGCACGCAUGGCCACUCAGCGUAUGCCAUGCCGCCGCCACCACCACCACCACCGAACAAUGUGCCGUCCGCCACGCAUCAGGGUAUGCAGCCGCCGCAGUUUAGGCAACAGCAGCUGCAACAGUUGAAAUUGCUUCGGCAAGCAUAUCAAGUUGUGCAGUCGCAGCAGCCGCAGUUCACGCAAGCCAUGCAACCUAAUAUUACCUGGCAGCCUUUUGUGCCUGGAAACCAUUAUCAACAAAUCGGACAGUCUCAUCAGUCAGUCGGACUGUACGUGCCUCAACAUGGGCAGCCGCUGCAUAAUCUCAACCAGCCCGUGCUGCCUGAUCCACCCGUCCCUGUCUGGCAGCACGCACAGCCGAACCAGCAUUUGAUUCAGCAUAAGAGGAGGCGCAAGGGAUCGCCCGGUAACGAUCCAAGUGGCCGCUACACGAAACCCAGUGGGCUCAGUUCAUGGGACCCACGGGUUGGCAAGGACAAAAAGGAUCGCCUGUUUCAAUACUACCUCCACAGUGCCGAGUUGAGGCCAGGACUCACGUAUACCAGGGAACAACUCGUGAAUUUCUUUCUGGGAACCCAGAACCCAAAUCCCAACCGGCAACUGACGCUGUGGAUCCAGAACACGCCCGCCCAGUCGAACGACCGGUACGCCGCAGGAGGUAACUCAGCCAAAUGCCGAUUUGAAGGCUGCCCGGCGAGACAAAACACCAUCAUGAAAGGCUUCUGGCGUGUGGCUUUUGACGAGUUCUCACACAAGACGGGCAAGUUCAAUGGCAUUGACCCAAUGCAGAACGCGGGCUACAUGCAUUUGCACUGCUUCGAGACCGCCUUUGAUUUGGGUUACCUAAUCCACUACGGUGCUGCUCGUCACGGCUUUAGAAUUGCUGCUGACACCCGCCAGCUCGAAGCUGAGACCAAGAAUCCCAUGUCUAUUACUCGGGAUCAUGGCGAAAUGCUCGAGACCUACAACCAGUGGGUGGAUGGGCAAAGAGCCCGCGCUGACCUUCUUGAAGCCCAAAACUCUGCUCUACCUCAGGAGCAGUGGUAUACGGGAUUCGCGCCUGCUGCCGAUGCGAUCCCCCCUCACCCACAACGGCUUGGAUAUGCGCUGACGGUUACGCAUCUGAACUGCGAAGUUGAAGGCCGGGCCAAAAAUCGGGAGAAGCGCGGUGGCGCCCACAUCGGCUUGCACAUGGGUGACUUGAUCCUACACGAGCAGUUGAAGCGUCAGCACGCUGAAAAGAAACGGCAGGCUCCCCAAGAACCGGAGGCGGAAGAGACUCGCCACGAUAGAUUGAAGGCCGAGCCAGAAGAAAAUACCAUCGUCGCCGCUUCAGGCACCGAGCCGUCCCGCCUCACAGUCCCCAGUGGCGACCCAACACUGCCCGGCCCAGUCACGCGCAAACGCGGCCGCGGCGAGGGCCAGGAUCAGGAAGGCCAGCAGGGAGAGGAGAAUUUACCGGACACGCGCACGCCCAAGCGGGCGCGGCAGGCGGCGGAUCAGAUCAUCGAGCAGCUGUCGAGCCAGCCGCACGUGACGCGGCAGACAACGGCCAUGAUCCAGUCGCGCCUCGGCGAGGAGCCGGCUGUGGUUCGGGACCGGGUGCUGCGCGAGGUGCCGCCCGCGUACCAGCCGCUGUUCGACGACUCGCUCCGCAACGAGCGCCUUGCCGGGCAGAUCUCGAAGCUCGAUUCCGCGCAGCGGAGGGCCGUCGAGCACACGGUCGGGAAGCAGGAGAAGGAGGGGAGGGUGCUGGGGGAGAAGAAGAGGAAGAUUCAAUCCAUGUGA
This is a messenger RNA of Parathielavia appendiculata, 2241 nucleotides long. RefSeq lists its product as uncharacterized. The transcript has a single exon. The record is from RefSeq and is a predicted model, not a curated record. NCBI's taxonomy places the organism in Eukaryota, Fungi, Ascomycota, Sordariomycetes, Sordariales, Chaetomiaceae. The coding region runs from base 1 to 2241 and encodes 746 amino acids.